AUGUCGAUCUCACACCUAAGCCCCGAGCAGAGCAGUGCUCUGUUCGACCUGUUGACCCAUCAUGCGACCUACGACGAGAUCUGCCAGUUCAAGUCACCCACCGCCAUCAAACAAUACGGCCCGCCCUUCCAAGACUCCAAGACCACAUCCUCGCCCAUUCUGCAAUCGCUGCUUUCUAAAUUCAUCCUCCCACUACCAGGACUCCACGACGUCUCGCCCGACUUCUGGAAAGUCCGAGUCGAAAACAUAAUUGAAGAGCUGGCACAAGCAAACCUGAGUGAGAGUUACGACAAGGGUCUCUUGGGCAUAAGGAAGACGUUGGCUACUGCCAUCUCGGCCUUGAUAGAAUACCCCGCCAGAGGUUGCUAUGGUGGCAUCAAGAAGGACGAGUCGGCUCUCAAGGAUCAGCACUUUGACCCCACCAAGCCUGAUGAUGUGCUGCGUGCGUGGUAUGUCUUUAUGCAGCAGCUGGUCUAUGGCGACCUGUUCGACAAGCUGUUCGCCAAGGCUGCAGAGACGGACGACCUACGCAAGCAUGAUAGUCUCGUUCAAGCGGCUCACGAGUUUGUUGUUGUCAAUCUCGCGUCUUUCAUGCAUUACACUCUUGUCGUUAGUCCCGAGGGUCCGUCAUUGCUUCGCAUGGUCGAGAACGUACACAAGCUUGCACCUUACACAUUAAUGAGACAGACGCUGCGUGUCGGCAAUGUUGCUACCAUGAUUAAUGGCAUGGUCAAACUGAUGCUUGCCAAGGUUAGUGUCGGCACUUUAACCAACUGGAUGGGCAUCAGCAGUGGUGCAGACGAAGGCAUGAACUUGAUGCAACAGAUCAUAUCCACCGUCCUUGGCUGGGACAAGAAGGAGCUCAAGAAGCGACUGGAAAAGAUCGAAAAAGACAAGGAUGCACCCUCCCAGGCCCAGCGCGAAGCACUAAAAGCCUGGAUGGAACAAAGCCGACCAGAGCAAGAAGAAUGCCGCAGACGAAGCCAAGAGCAGUCUAUGUCGAUCGUCUCGACCAUUCUAUCCUUGUCCUCGGCGAGUCCGGAUCUCAACGAAAAACAGCAUAAACUGGCCCUCGAGUACCUGUCUUUGAGCCUGGCUGUACGAGACAGAAACAAGAUUAUCGAUGUUCUCUGUCAUCACAGUCCCGAUCAUCUCACCCAAGCCGUACGCGAUGGCGUAGCUGCUUACGAGCCCAUGAUCAGACAAGUUCACCAAGCUGUUGACCUCAGCGCCACUGUCGCGGAUUUCCAGGCCUUCAUGGACGACAUGAUCAAGGUAGCCAAGCCGAAGAAGGACGGCAAGCCUUCCAGCGUCGAAGACUUUGUACACCUCUUGCACAGCCAUAUGGGUGCCUCGCAUCGUUUCAUCCACCAAGUUGCCAAGAACGGAAAGGAAGUAACCCAAUGGUUCAAGGAUUACGUCCGCAAGGUCACCGCCAACUUCAAGCAAGAACGCGCCUCCCCCUCAAUCUACGACUCCCUCUCCACAGCCUUUGACGGACUUAAACCCGACGAGCAAGACAAGGUCCGCAAAGAAGUCGACGCCUCGGCAAAAUACCUCGACGAACUAUACGCAUCAUCCGCAGCUAGAAUCAGCGACGUGAUCAGCAACAAAUCCUCGACGCCAUACGGACCCGGAGCCUAUCUGGCUAGAUGGCAGGAACUGCUCGACUCGACGCUGGUGACACCCGAGACGGCCAAAGGACCCGUUCGCAAGGGCGCCAGUGCCAGUGUCAAGCAAGAGGCCAGAAGGGAUGUCGAUGGCGAAAUCAAAGAGUCUGGGGUUGAUCUCAAGCAGGCGGACAAGGUUGUCAAGGACAAGACUCCUGAGGCGCCGUCGGCGGAGAUGACGAUUAAGCUUUUGGGACCGAAGUUCAGGGAGUUGUUGUUGGCUGCUAAGUAG
Aureobasidium vineae is the source of this 1902-nucleotide messenger RNA. The record is from the annotation of a GenBank genome assembly. NCBI's taxonomy places the organism in Eukaryota, Fungi, Ascomycota, Dothideomycetes, Dothideales, Saccotheciaceae.